This is a messenger RNA of Pocillopora meandrina, 1218 nucleotides long. NCBI's taxonomy places the organism in Eukaryota, Metazoa, Cnidaria, Anthozoa, Scleractinia, Pocilloporidae. The record is from the annotation of a GenBank genome assembly.
AACUUAGAUGAUCUCCCAGAUAGAGCUUGCCACCCGGACUACGUGAAUAAACAAACAACAAAGAAAGUGACACCACAAAGUAAAAUUGCUGCUGCAAAAUGUUCUCUGAGUACGACUAAGCAAACAAACACCAAGAGAAGGAAAUUCAUACGUUCAUCCUGUUCACUUGACUUUAAUUCAGAUGAAUCUAAAUUUGACAUAAUGCAAAAAGAAUUACAAGAGCUCAAAGAAAAGCUAGAGAACAAAACCGAAGAGGCAAACAGACUGUCUCAGCAAGUGAAAGACCUCACUGAAAAAAAUGACAGUCUAAGCAAGCAGAUUGCACAAUUUAAAGGGAAGAUGAAAGACUUGACAUUUUCAUAUGAAUGUCUCAUGUUACGACCCAAAAGAUUUUCUUACAUGAGUGGAUUAACUGUUGAUGAUUUUAAUUGUGUUUUGGAAUGCAUCGAGCCAUAUAUUUCUGUAAUAAUUUAUCCUGAUUGCAAAACUAACCAAGAUGGGCAAAGAAAACUCACAAAGAGAACUGAAUUGUUGUGUUAUUUUACAACAUGCCGUCAUACAUUGCACCUUGGAGUCAUGGCUUUCCUCAUGAACACAAGUGAUUCAACUAUAUCCCGUAUUUUUUCUGCAUGGUCAAUAUUUCUUUCAACUCUUUCUGACUCUAUUGACCUCAGUCCAUACCCAGGGGAAGUUAUUUCAUUGUUACCCAAAGAGUUUUGGUCUUCUGGUUUUCAGGACACUGUACUAUUAGGGGACUGUACAGAAAACUGGAUCUCAUCACCUGAAAACUAUGAUGUGAGUAGUGCAACAUUUAGUAAUUACAAGAACCAUGACACUGGUAAGACAGGCAUAUGGAUGACUCCAUAUGGUGGCUUAGUGAUGUGUACAGAUACCUAUCCUGGAGGAAUAACAGACAAUGAAUUAACUGAACAAUGUGGAGUUUUAGAUAUGGUAAAAGAGAAGGGUACCACUGUACUCACUGACAAGGGGUUUGGCAUCGAAGACUUAUGCCAUCCUCAGUAUGAUGAAAGUGAGAUUAGCAAAAAUUUUGAUGUUGCUACACUGCGCAGUUAUAAUGAAAACUUUAUUGGCCGUAUGAGAGACUGGUCAAUCUUAAAUGCAUGCUGGCCAAAGAAUAGAUGUGACCUUCUGGGUUGCACCUAUAAGGUAUUUGCUCACAUCGUCAAUAUGCUAUUUGACCCUAUUGCACCAAAGGAA